Cantharellus anzutake is the source of this 1767-nucleotide messenger RNA. RefSeq lists its product as uncharacterized. Gene Ontology annotation, cellular component: mitochondrion. Gene Ontology annotation, molecular function: 2-octaprenyl-6-methoxyphenol hydroxylase activity; FAD binding; oxidoreductase activity, acting on paired donors, with incorporation or reduction of molecular oxygen, NAD(P)H as one donor, and incorporation of one atom of oxygen. The record is from RefSeq and is a predicted model, not a curated record. The transcript has 6 exons. Bases 1 to 1767 code for a protein of 588 amino acids. Gene Ontology annotation, biological process: ubiquinone biosynthetic process. NCBI's taxonomy places the organism in Eukaryota, Fungi, Basidiomycota, Agaricomycetes, Cantharellales, Hydnaceae.
AUGCUACCACCACUUCGCACUUUUGGACGAACUCGCUGUCCCUUGAGAAUUCCUCGACUUUUGCAUUCCAGUUCAUUCGAGGCGUCCUACCAGUCGACAUAUGAUGAAUAUCACGAUGUUGUUAUCGUUGGGGGUGGACCCGUUGGUUUGGCUUUGGCCGCUUCGUUAGGGUCAUCGUCGAUCACAUCUCAUCGACUUUCAGUCGCACUCAUUGAAGCCAGUAAUCUGGACAAAAUUCGCACGUGGAACCCGCUGCCUUCGACAUAUUCAAACAGAGUGAGUUCUAUAACGAACGAGUCUUCGUCAUUUUUGAAGAAGCAUCAAGCUUGGCGACAUGUGAACGUAGAACGAACUGCCCCAAUCCGGGACAUGCAUGUUUGGGAUGGCAUCUCCGAUGCACGCAUCACUUUCUCCGCAUCUUCCAUUUCGCGAUCCGAGAUGGCUCGCCUCACAGAGAACCUGAACCUACAACGGGCCCUCCUUCGGCGAAUAGACGAGCUAAGUGGCCCAAGCAUUCGCCUUUUUGACAAUGUUAAGGUCAACACUAUUGUCCGAGAGAUGGGAACGUCAGCGUUGGAUGGAGGAGGAUGGCCUAUCAUCGUAUUGUCCAACGGGCGAAGUAUCCGGGCACGACUACUUGUUGGCGCAGACGGGUUCAAUUCUCCGGUGCGGUCGUUCGCCGGAAUACCCAACUUUGGCUGGGCAUACCCUACCCAUGCUGUAGUUGCCACGUUGCAGCAUCACCCCAUUCAGCCCAUUUCACCAUUCACCGAAGCCCGAAACGGUUUGAAUACCACUGCGUAUCAGCGACAUCUUCCCACCGGGCCCAUUGCAUUUCUCCCGCUAACUGACAAUAUCUCAUCCCUUGUUUGGUCGACGACUCCAGAGAUUGCUCUCGCUCUCAAGACUUCCCACUCUGCAGUUCUUUCCCAAAUGGUGAAUGCCGCUUUCCGACUGCCUCAUGUAUCCAUUGAGUAUCUCGGAAACGUUUUGUUGGAGAGCAUGUCAAGAGAUCUCGCAACAAACUCGCCAACCACGACGAUCACUCCUGAGCAGCUGGGAAACGAGAUAUCGUUCAGGGAGAAAUCUCACGGAAUAUCACCAGAAUCUGCUCUCUCUUCAUUGCGUUAUGAGCAAGGACACACAGGCAUCCCGCCGUUAGAUGCAGAGCUGUAUCCUCCACUCGCUUACUCCACUCAGCCCGGAACGCAAGCGUCUUUCCCUCUUAGGCUAUCGCACGCUACAACCUACAUCGGCGAAGGUUUACAAGGGUGCCGUGUUGCUCUUGUGGGAGAUGCUGCACACACGAUCCAUCCUCUUGCUGGCCAGGGUUUGAAUAUGGGUUUAGGUGAUGUAGAAUGCCUCGUUAAGGUCCUGGAGGAUGCUGUGGGCAUUGGCAGUGAUAUCGGUUCUUAUACAUCACUUCUACCGUACCACCAAGGAAGAUACGCCACCAAUCAUAUGCUUCUCUCCGCUACGGACAAGCUGCACAAGAUAUAUUCAAUGACGAAUACUCCGAGCGUAUGGGCCCGCUCUGUCGGCGUGGAAGUCCUAAAUGAACUGCACAGCGUGAAAGGCACGAUGAUGAGCUUUGCGGGUGCCGACGACUCCGAGAAUGUGAACCCGUCGACGGGGAAGUGGAAUGCGGUGGCGACUGGCGUCGAGGCUGUUGGAACGGCGGAGAAGGCUGCGAAAGCAGUGGCGCUGGGUCUGGGUAACGUCGCACGCAGUGCAUUUGAGAGUGUGCUGAGAUCCUUGCCUCGAUGA